GACAAACAGAGCAGCUAUUGUUAGCAGAGAGCGGCCAGCCGGUUGAGUUUAUCCCACUCUCACUCACUCAACAACCCCUACCUGUUGAAUAUCAGCUCCAUUUAUUCAACGAGAACCGAGCCGCUGUCGAAGAACAAACCUGAACAGGUGAGGGAAAGGAAAAGUGUGUCACGGGAGGAAGGAAGGACGGAAGGAAGGAUUGAGGAAAGAAGGAAGUAAAUACUCGACCGUUGGGAACUCAACAGGUUAGCUACUUCAAUGUUGUAGCAGCGACUUUUUUUUUUUUUUACUUCCAACGUCGAAAAACAAACAAACAACAACAAGAAAAUGCCGCUGGGACCGUGGAGGAAGAAAAACAGGUCGACGAAGGAGCACUUGGUGGAGAACGAGGAGGUCGGCGGCGGACACGCAGGUGCCGGGAGCUUGUCUAAAUCCGCCGUGAACGGAGCGGGGCUGCCGCCUCCACCUGCCAACCUGCGGCCCAAACUGGUCUUCCACACGCAGCUGGCGCACGGAAGUCCCACCGGCAGGAUCGAGGGAUUCUCCAACGUCAAGGAGCUGUACGCCAAAAUAGCAGAGGCGUUUAAUAUAAGCCCACCUGAGAUCCUGUUCUGCACCCUCAACACCCACAAGAUCGACAUGGACAAGCUCCUGGGGGGCCAGAUUGGCCUCGAGGAUUUUAUUUUCGCCCACAUUAAAGGGCUCAAGAAGGAGGUGGAAAUUUAUAAAUCUGAAGAUGCUCUGGGCCUCACCAUCACGGACAACGGAGCGGGGUACGCUUUCAUCAAGCGUAUCAAAGAGGGCAGUGUCGUGGACGGGGUGAAGGUGAUCUGCGUGGGCGACCACGUGGAGUGCAUUAACGGUCAUAACAUCGUCGGGACACGGCAUUACGAGGUCGCCCGCAUGCUUAAAGAGCUGCCCAGAGACAAGUCCUUCACCCUCAAACUGGUGGAGCCGAUGAAGGCCUUCGAAAUGCUCGAGCCCAGGUCGAAGGGAGCCAAACCUAACAGCGACAACAAGAUCGGCACAGGGAGGGGGACUCUGAGACUCCGCUCCAAAGGACCGGCUACUGUAGAGGAGGAGCCGACAGAAUUUGAGGAGAAAGCAGUGAAGAAGGUCGACGACCUCCUGGAGAGCUACAUGGGCAUCAGAGACACUGAACUUGCUGCUACGAUGGUCGAGGUCGGCCGCGACAAGAAGAACCCCGAUGAAUUUGCCAUGGCGUUAGACGAGACCCUCGGAGACUUCGCCUUUCCUGACGAAUUUGUCUUUGACGUCUGGGGGGCCAUCGGAGACGCCAAGCAGGGAAGAUUUUAAGUUUUAAUCCUGCCCUUUCCACGGCAAUCACACACACACACACACACACACACACACACACACACACACACACACAAACAAACACAAACACACACUCCCUCCUUCCCCAACUCACAUCUCAAUAUCCUCGGUAGCAAACUGGACAAACCAGCAUAAACUGGGGGGUGGAUGGAAUGUGUAAAAGUGAGAUUUAGCAUGCGUCAUCUUGUAAAGAUAACCAUGAAAUGCAGUUUUCCAGCACUGGAGCUGCCUCCUGCGUGCUGAGGAGUUCCAGAUGUUGCACAAACCUCGCUCCAGCUGCAUCUUAAAAAGCACACGAUGACAGCAGACGUAAUGGUCUAUUACACUGGUUUAAAAAAUGGUAUGUGCACACGUUUAAAAUUUUAAAACAAUCCCUCAGUUUGAAUCACUCUAUAGCUGUGUUGUUUUAAAUAUACAGAUGCAUCACAGCUUUUUAUAGACUUUUUUUUAUAUGUGAAAAUGUUGCUGAUUUUAUAGCAGCAGCAUUGUGUAAUUAGUGUAAUUAUAGUAAAAAAAUAGCAAUAUUUCUCUCUAAAGCAACCUUUACCUCCCUAUCGUCUUUUCAAAUCUUUUAAAUGACCUCACAGUGACGAAAUGUCAGCGUUCACUUUGCUGAUGUGACAUUUACGCUGUGAUUUUCUUAAACCUCGUCUUUGUGCCCUUUCACAUCUCAGCUUGAGCAGUUCGUCCACCUGAGCAAUACAGAUUUUUUGUCUUUUAAUGCCUUUAGCCAAGUUUGAUGACACAUUCCACCGACGUUCCUCAUGUUUCUCUGUUAAUAAAAUUUAUUUUAGCAUCGUUAACAUGUCAUGAAAUGAGGCUUAUUUAGAGAUGCACGCUUAUUUGUUUUCGUGUAAUUUAUUUUAUCAUGAAAAAUCAUGCUGCAAGACAUUUUUACACUGAGACAUGGCUUUGUAUGAAAGAGAGUUCUUUGCUAAAUAAGCCUUUUUUUUGGAGGCUGUGUGUCUGGAGUGGGAUCAAAUUACAAUCCAAUGUCUUUAAUGAAUGCACUUGCAUUAAUGUACCUGCACUAUUUAAAUCACUGUCAGACUGAAUUUAAAUAGUGACUUGAUUAGUGUAAUCUACUGAUGUUAAAGGGGAACUACUCCCAUUUUUUAAAAAUUCAUACAUGAUAUUUCUAUGGUCUAAGAAAGUCCAAAAAUGCUCAUAAACAUGAGUAACUCUUUACCAAACUAAGUCCUAGAGUGCUAAAACUCAAAUACUUGAUGUCAUAACGUAUAAAGACUAAAGCUGCCCCAAAGACAAUAGAGAUCUUGCUAUAGAUCCGCUAUGAAGUCCCCUCUUUAUGAUGCCUUUGCAUUUUUACACAGAACUAAACAACAGCGGCAUCAUGCUGCUUCAAUGUGUGAUUUUAGACAGCAUGCCGGUAUUGUGGAACCAAAAAAGACCUGACGUUUAACACAACAACUUUGACGUCUGUGAACUUUUAACAAACAUGUCUUGAGUGCUUCCUAAACAAUAACAAUGGCAUUAACAAGGCGGUAACAAUCAUUUACUUUCAGUUUUAUGGCCAAUCUCGUCCUCAGCAGAGGGUGAGGAGCUCCCGAAUCAACUGCUAUUAGCUGCUUUUUAAAGCCACUUUUACACAGAGAGCCCCCUAAAGGGCCACAACGAAGUCCCCUCUGUAUACUGCCACUGCAUUUUUACACACAACCAAACGAUGGCGGCAUCGUUCCACUCCAGUGUGUGAUUAUACACUGCAUCGUGGCAUCCCGCAAUCAAGAGGCGUUACAGACUUGAUGUUUAACACGAAAACGUCUACCUCUAGCUCGACAUCAAAUAGAUGCAUCUGCAGCACUUUAUAAACAUUAACAAAUGCAAAACAUUUCAAUCACAAUUAUUUACCUUUUCUGUUAUAUGGCGGCUGAUCUCGUCCUCUGCUCUGAAGGUGAGGAGCCCCUGGAUCUCAUUGUUUUUCCAGUUUGCGGACAUUUAGGACCGCCGUUCUUCUUCUUUAUAGUAGCCGCACACAUAAAUACUUAGGUCGCGCACACAAACACAUCAUCAAAAUGUUACACCUCCUCACUCAUGGUCACGUCUUUUGAGCUUUAGGUUUUACACAGACCUACACAGAUGCUACUUUUUGUCCCUGGCUUAGAGGUGAGACAACUCUGCCCCCUCUUUUUCUGCGAUAGUAGCUUUUAUACAGAAUGGCGAGGCGGCAUAAAGGCGUAAUAUUCCCACCUUGAGGAGGCAGUGUAAAUGCAGCUUUAAUCUCCUGCAGUUGGUCGCACGCAUAACUCGUCAAAUUGUCCCACCCAUGGUCCUGUCCUGCCAGCUGUCCUGUUUAUACAGACGCUGUGUCAGCGCUGUUACUACCUCCUGUGGCGGCUUAAAGGUGAGACAAUUCAGUCUAACGUUGCAAUAUUCCCGCCUCGAAUAAGCAGUGAAAAGAGUUUUAUGAAUCGUGAAAGAUCACUCAGGGGAAUUAAGUGAGUAUAGAGUAGUAAUAGAAAAAAUAUUUUUUUCUGGAGCAACUCCAGACUUAAUACCUUAUGACAUUUCAAGUUUGGGACUGACUUAUCUAGGAGAGAGUAGCUCAUGUUCACAAAUAUUAAUUGAGCUUUCCUCGGCCAUGGAAAUUAAACGUGGAAAUUCUGAAUUCAGAUGGCGUUCCCCUUUAACUGUUGGCAGCAGCUGCGUAUUGUUUGACAAACCAUAAGGGAUCACUAUUGUUGGAUAGACAAUAAAAUUUGAUAUACUGUUACCACAGCUGUGUCAUGAAUUCAUACGGCUCACAAGCGACUCAGUACAACAAACUUUAUUUGCACACUUUGGCUGUGUACGUGUAUAAAAUACAUCAAGAACACAUAACCAAUGUUUUCAUCCCUAAUUCGAGUACAAAGAAAAAAAGAUUAGUGUCACUUCACGAGCAGCAAACCCAGAACAGGAAAAAAACAAUCAUGUAGAUAUAGAUAAAUACAUAAAUUGGCAGGUAUAAAUGAAUAAUUAAUAUUAUUUUAAAGACUGAGGAUAAAUCAGAAGUACAGAGCGCGUGUUUUAGUGCAUGGUAAAUAUUGUCACAGAUAUAACUAACGUACUGUAGAGGAUCUUUGGAAGCACAUCACAGUAGGUGU
Plectropomus leopardus (leopard coralgrouper) is the source of this 4436-nucleotide messenger RNA. It is a transcript of the gene gipc2, whose product is annotated as GIPC PDZ domain containing family, member 2. Gene Ontology annotation, molecular function: protein binding. NCBI's taxonomy places the organism in Eukaryota, Metazoa, Chordata, Actinopteri, Perciformes, Serranidae. The record is from RefSeq and is a predicted model, not a curated record.